AUGAGCAAUACAGAUUUCCUCGGACGGGCUAUAGAUACCGUGAAAAAGGCCAUCGAACAUGAUAACGCUGGCGAAUAUGAGAAAGCUUACCAGACAAAAGACGACGACGACGAAGAUGCCGAAGCGAAAAAGCUGCGGGCUGCCCUGGCUGGAUCUAUCUUAUCUGACAAACCAAAUGUUAAGUGGGAGGAUGUUGCUGGUCUCGAUCAGGCGAAAGAAGCCCUCAAAGAGGCGGUUAUUAUGCCCAUGAAAUUCCCCCAUCUCUUCACAGGCCACAGACAGCCGUGGAAGGCUAUAUUACUUUAUGGGCCACCGGGAACUGGAAAAUCGUACCUCGCCAAGGCAGUAGCUACGGAAGCGAAUAGCACGUUUUUCAGUGUGAGCAGUAGUGAUUUGGUCUCGAAAUGGAUGGGUGAAAGUGAAAGGCUCGUCAAGCAACUUUUCAAUAUGGCUCGUGAGAGCAGGCCGGCGAUUAUAUUCAUCGAUGAGGUGGAUGCUCUUUGCGGUCCUCGUGGUGAAGGAGAGUCAGAAGCCUCCCGUCGUAUAAAGACAGAAUUGCUCGUUCAAAUGCAAGGCGUUGGCAAGGAUUCUGAAGGAAUCUUAGUACUCGGAGCCACAAACAUUCCCUGGCAAUUAGAUAUGGCUAUCAGGCGACGGUUCCAACGAAGAGUUCACAUCGGUCUUCCAGAUGUUCGGGCAAGGGUGAAGAUGUUCAUGCUAAAUGUUGGAAGCACACCGUGCCAGCUGACCAAUGCGGAUUACCGACAACUUGCUGAAAUGAGCGAAGGAUACUCUGGAAGUGAUAUCAGCGUAGUCGUUCAAGAUGCACUCAUGCAACCUAUCCGCAAAAUUCAAACUGCGACGCAUUAUAAAAAGGUAAUUGUGGACGGGCAGGAAAAGCUCACACCAUGUUCUCCAGGCGACAAUGGGGCCAUGGAAAUGACAUGGGUGGACAUCGAUUCGGAUAAACUCCUCGAGCCACCCCUUCUACUUAGAGAUUUCAUCAAGGGCGUUGAAGUCUUCGCGCCCCACCGUGAGCGAAGAAGAUUUAAAGAAAAAUAA
Messenger RNA from Histoplasma mississippiense, 1062 nucleotides. RefSeq names its product vacuolar protein sorting-associated protein VPS4. Bases 1 to 1062 code for a protein of 353 amino acids. The record is from RefSeq and is a predicted model, not a curated record. The transcript is spliced from 4 exons. Gene Ontology annotation, molecular function: ATP hydrolysis activity; ATP binding. Lineage: Eukaryota; Fungi; Ascomycota; Eurotiomycetes; Onygenales; Ajellomycetaceae. Gene Ontology annotation, biological process: vacuole organization; endosomal transport.